AUGGUUUAUGGCGAAAUCGCCAUACGGCUGAUUUUGCUUUCGAUCCUUGUUUGGAUCGCCUUCAGGGUGCUGCUGAGAUUCGCUUUUGGGGUGUCAGUCUCUUAUGUGAACAUAUUCAGGUUGCAGAUAGGUCGUUUGGCGAUCCGUGAUGUUCUUUACAUUGGUUCUAUUCAGUUUAUACCGUCCGAUAAGAAGUUUCUGGUCCGUGAUGUUACUAUAUUUCAUAGAAAGCCGGGCGAUGACGUUUCGAAGAAGAAGAGGAACGGCUCUUCAGGAAAUUUGAGCGCCAGACUUUCGUCGCUGUCGCCGAGAUAUUAUCAAUGGAUCAUUAAGUUUAUCGACGGACUGCACAUUAUGUGUUUUAACGUCAAGUUGGAAAGCUCGCAAGUGAAUCUUGCAACUGUGAGAAUGCAUCCAAGGAUGGUGCAGUCGCGGAACGUUUUGCGUGUGUCUUUCGUAAUGACAGGUCUCGCUUUCAACGGUGAUGUUCUGUUGGAAGAUGUCUCCCUCACGAGCAGGUGCCAAGUGUUAACGGACAGCGUAGGAAAAGGACUACCGCUCAAGGAUCUGUGUGUGGACCUUAAGGUCGGCGAUGUGAAACUUCCGCUGGAUUCGUUGAGCUCAUGGCAGACGGAAAAGAAGACUGUCGAAGCGGUCGAGCAAUUGACCAUCGAGGAGCGAGUUGAAGCCGGGAAGCAUUACUUGAUAUCUACGAUCAACCAGGUAUGUGAUUCGCUUCAGGCGCUGACUAGAUUCACCGCGUCUAUUGACCAGAUCUCAAUUGAAAUGAUUCCCAUGACAAGCGAACCAGAUUUGGUUGCUCUGAACGAGUUCUUGAGCUUGGAUGUGUUUGUUGAGACGUUUUUCCUCAACGUGGAGAGGAUCGACACUUCUGUCCCAGGUUUCAAACUGCUUUUUCGGGAAGAUGAUACCCCUUUCAAAUUUAAUUCAACGCUCUCUGGCUUUUCAGUAUCUAUGAACGUGAAAGAGACCUGUAAUAGCGCACAAUUGCAAAAUUUCAAAGUACUGGAGGUUCCUAAUGUGUCCCUUUUCGGCUCUUCGAAUCUUCUGUCUCAACGAUUUGCUUACGGCGAAAGCGGUGAGCUUGAGAAUGCCGUAUGCAGUAUCAAGGGCCAUAUCUCCUCACCAACGGUCGAUGUGGAUGUGGAUCAUCUUUCUUUCUACAAAUGUUUCAAGAGCAACAUCAGCGUUUUCAAAAGCAUUCUGGCGCCUCCUGAGUGCACACGAUACAAAGAAUCCUAUUCGACGUUUCUAAUCAGCAAAAAAAUUACCUUCGAAUAUUUCAAGGCUUUACUCCCCUUGAUAAACAUUAAAAUGACCCUCGAGGACCCUAGGCUGGUUGUCAGCGACCAAAAGGACUUUUUGAUCCACAAACUUUCAGCCUUGAUGCUCAAUUAUGAGACUCAGAGAUUUAACGCUGACGAAGAUGAUAAGAAAAAUCAAGUACACCAUGCUGUGAAUUGUAGCAUCGAGAUGAUAGGUCUUACGUCGCAGCAUGUGGUUCAAGAAUUCGACUACGUGCACACUAUACUGGUGAUAGAUAGCAUCGCAUGGAAGAAUUCUAUAAAAAUCAUACCAGAGCUUUUAUUUGCGGCUCAAAUCAAUGUUGAUACCUUUACAGUUGAUCUAUCCGAGUUGCCGACUAUGAUUGUACUGAAUGCCAUAUUCAAGAAGCUUGAUUCCAGAUAUUUAGACGUGGAGCAAAACUACUUCAUGGACUACUAUCGAAAAUUUGCAGAAACCCUGAGCGAGACGGAGAAAGAAUGUUCUAAGAUUGGCAGGAGUCUAAAAUGUCAGAAAAUUCUGCCAAGCGAAUUAUUUUUCCAGGAAUUGCCCGAAUUGUUCGACUACUUCAAGAUUGAUUUUAGACAGGUCCAAUUCACAUUUGGUGCUCGCUCAGUCUUCAUGCCUCCAUGCGUCUUUUCAAACAUUGAUCCGCAAAGUUCCGAAGAUUUUGUCGAUGGCAGAUUGAGAAAAUACUGUCUAGAGACAGAUAAGAUUCAAAUCGCUCUCUUUGGGAAUCGCACUCAAUGGCACAACAAAGUUGAAACAGGACGGACAACUAUGAGCAAGUCUGGUCAGGCUGGAAGUUACAAACAUUAUCAAAACGAAGGACUGGAUGAUAUUUCAACCAGCGAAGAAACUGAAGUUCAACAUCUUUGGAAUUUUAACACACUUAUCAAUGAUCUGUCAUCUACCAUAAUUUCCGAGACUACAUGUGCAAAUAAUGAACUCUCAGCGAGAAAAGUUUCCAAAGUGGCCGUACUUUCCAUCAAAGUCUUUCCCGAGACGUCCACUUUCGAGGCCGAUGGCGAUCGUUAUAUCGCAGUUCAGGUCGAGAACAAGCGACUCAAAUCUGUGUUAUCACUAAUGAAUUUGUUCUUGAUCAUAUCUGGUGUUCAUACCGUAAAGCAGAUUUUCGGCCAUGACGUCUGCUCGCACUCGCGUGAAUCUUUGGCUAAAAAGCACUUUAUGGCCGUCUCGCAGAAAAGGCGGAAACGAUUUUAUCAUUAUAUCAAAUGGGCGGAGCUGAAGAAUUUGCUUCAGUUUAACAUUUCGUCAGAACUCAUAACUAACAUUUUCGUGCUACCUAACGGGUUAACAGCCAGGUUCCAGGCAACUUCGGUUUUCUUGACUCUCAAGGAUUUGACUGAGUUUUCACUUAAUGGUCAGCAACUUCAGUUAUGCAUCGAAUCACCUCUCGUGCCCAAUCACUGGGUCCGUCUGCUUACAGUAUUACGCUAUAAUAUUUCUUUGAACGCUGACGCAAUUAUUGAGCAAAUGGGGAGCGGAUUUGGCAGCUUUGAAUCGCUUUCGCCGGCCGUCAUUUUGGAGAACGAAAUGUGGCAUAUAAGUAUCCCUCACAAGUUUGAGCUUUACACCCUUAUUGAUAAUAUUCCAACGGUUUAUAAGACUUUAAAGCAGAUGAUUCACAGCUUCAAAACCUCAAAGAACGAUUGCGUCAUCUUCCCUCAUCCAGUCAAAAGCCCAUCUCUGCCGAAAGUAAAACUGAAGUCGAAGAGAUGGCUCUUUAGUAUUGAAGAUGAUCCAUUUGAGGCGGAGCUCAACAUGAUAUGUCAAAUAGGUCUGGAAGAGCAAAAAUCGAGACUUGCGAAGCUUGAAGAAUUUGAAAGACGGACAGCUGCCGAAGUACUCAAACAGACCCAAUCGAAAGUCUCUGAAAGUCAGAAAAUGGCGUCAAUUAAGGUUAGUGACAUAAUCCAACGAAUUCGCGCUUUGAAGAGAAGGUUUCAUUUAAAGGCGAGUAACUCUCUAACACAUCCGGACCAUAAGAAUGAUAUGAAUAUUAAUGAGGAGAAAGUCGAAGAACAUGAGAUCUUUAUCUCAUCAGAAAUUGAGGACGCCUAUAACCGUCUACUUGAAAACUUCUCAACUUCCUGGAUCAAUAGAAUCAUGCAUUACAAACAGAAGGAGAAAGAUGAAUACGACAAGAACUUCCCAUUUUUAUGGGGAGAAUUUGACACAACCACCUUGCCGGAGGAUUUCAAUCAUAGAGUUCUUCCUUUCCGAACGCAUCCUUUCCUUGCCAAUUUAAUUGUGGAGGGAAUUGAUGUGGAUAUUUUCCAACCAUCAUUUGGAAUUGAUGGUAUUGCAGAUUUCAUACAUGAAGUCGGAAAAGGAGCUCCAAAAGAUGCUGAAUAUACCAUUAUGUUACCAAUGUAUUUCAAUUUCAAGUUUACUGAGCUGAGGUGGCACUUAAAGGAUUAUCCGCUUCCUCUGGUUUAUAUUCCGCCAUUAGGAAUGACGCAAGUUGGCAUAAGCGGCAAUCACUUUCACGGUGAUUUGAUAAUCGCCGAGGAUAUGAUUCGCUCAAGCAAUGAAGUCAGAGAAGUGUUUGUGCCUCUUGUGCCUUCGAGCGAUGGUGGUAAGGACAGCUACUAUUCGAUCACUGUUCCGAGGACAUUGACGAGUGCCAAGCUCUAUACUAAACUUGACUUUGAUAUUUAUUCAAAUGGCACUACUCAGGUUACUUGGGGCGGAGGUUAUCAACCGGCUAUUCAGCAAACGAUGCAAUGUUUAGACAAUUUUUCAAAACCUCCAAUCGACCCCUCUCCAAAACUUGGCUUCUGGGAUAAGCUGAGAUACAUUUUUCACGCCCGUGUCAAAGUGUCGUGGAAGAAAAAGGGUAAGUUCGAUGUCUGUCUCAAGGGCGGCAAGAGUCCUUACAAAAUCGGACCUGAUGCUGCUGGAUUCAUUCUAGGGUUUGCCGAAAACGUCAUGCUCGAUUGUAAUGAAAAAGAUGAUCCCCUCGAUUUCUUAUCAUGCAAAGCCGACACAGUACAUUUCAGUACACCUAACCACUUUGCUAGGCCUCUUCUUGUUUGGUCUCGUCCAUCUGACCAAACAGUAUUCAUUCCCAGUCACGAUAACACCAACUUACAGCAACAUGCGUCGUUUUAUUACCUAUUGGAUUUGGAGAAAACAACAAAGGAAGCCUCUGAAAGAGCAACAAUGGCAUCGCGCUACAUCGAGAAAACAGGCAUAAGUUUAGCGGGAGGGGUACUUCUUAAAGUAGGAAUAGUGUUAGAGCGGCUAAUUAAAGGGUCACUCGAAAGAAGCCGCUCUUUUAAACCACACUACGAGGCUCGGCUCUGCAACCCCCGAGCGGUGCCUGACCCAGACAAACAUGAUUCAUAUGCCAAAUUCAGAAGUCACUUUAUCCACAUGUCAUUUCUUCUCCUCUCAAGAUCUGACAGUGCUUACAAUACCAUGCAAUUAAGUCCAGCAAGCAUACAUCUUUUUAUGAACUGGUGGAGAUCUUUUGCUGGAAACCUUCCAGUUAGGAGGGGCCAACUGUUUGGGUUUCAGAGCAUAAGUCCGAAGUUUGGAGAACACCUAUGCACUAUAUCAUACCACGCUGAUGUUUCACCACUCUACAUAACUCAUUUGGCGCAUAGCAUUCAUAAUUCACAUGAAUUGAGAAAGAGCAAUCGCGAAACUAUCGAAUUCAGCGGCCUCAAGGCAAAGACUGACAACUUCGUGAUGGAUUUGCACCAGCGGAAAGAAGUAAUGCUAAAGUACCAGGAAGGCCUAGAUAAGACCAAAAAGAUUAUGAGCCUCAAACUUCUAGAAGGUGACAUUUCGACUGUGGAGCUUGAUAUACGUGCCAUUGAGGCAUCCUUUAGGCUCGCGAAGUUUAUCGAAGAGAAAGCAGAGGCGAAGUUUAAUAUCCCAGAUGGCGAUAUGAGUUGGUAUGAUCCUAGUGAUUUCAAAGAGGUCAAUUUCAUUGAUAUCGAGAAUUAUGUUCCAGAUCUGAAAAUGGUGCGAUUGCUAUAUGCUAGGCAGUUCAUGUAUCUAAGGCGAGCUGCAUACGGUGAUACAUUUCAAGUUGAUCCUGCGACACAUAAACGUAUUGUGCCGUUCAAGAAUAAUCUAUCACACAAAUGUGUAUUGGGCGAGCCGCUGAAGUUACCUUUCGUCUCUCUUAAGAAAAGACGAGAUCUACUAAUCAAGCACAAGAAGAGUCUUGAAGAGAAAAUACACUCACCUGAGGGCCGUAGUAAUAUUGAACUGUUGAAACAUAACUUAGAAGAAAGUGACCGGGCAAUUUGCGGUGUUGAUCAAAUGUUAGAAGAUUGUAACUCCCUCAACAAACUGGCUAUGGGAUUCGAUAAAUCGGAAGUGGAGUUUAACUACCCUUUCGUUGAGAAGCUUCAAAGCUCUGUAAUCUCCGCACGAGAAUUCGAGAACCGUUACCAUGUAUGCGGAAUGCUCCUGAGAUGGAAUGAAGAUACUAGAAACAUCGUGUUCAAGUACCUACAUUACAGGAGCUUGACACGCCAGUUCGCCUCAUUGACUGAGCAGCACUGCUUGAAAAUCAUCAGCAAAAUAAUAAAUAGCGAGACAUCGCAUCAAGAGAACGAAAGUCAGAGCAGUAAAUUAGACUUUAAUCGCGGCACACAGUUUGCAGAAGAUUUGAACAACGCCACUGAAGAAACCGUCAACAAAAUAUUAGAAGAUAUCUUCAAUAACGGAAUAUCAAAACUAGGAUCAGACACCGAAUAUGCUGUGCAACACAACCAUAUUGUUCAGUUCAUUAACCCUCAGAUUCAACUGAUCUCCGACAAGGCGGCAGACACUUGCUUAGUUGUUACGACACCAACCAUUAUGUUGAAGGUACUGUCUUUCGGAGUCGAGAGGGCCAAAUACGAUGAUGAUGUAUUUUUAAGACGAUACGGAAUUCACUUUACCAAAGCAAAUGUAUUCCAUUUUUCAAAGAGUGAUUAUGAAUUUGAUGAUCAAGAUUUACUGGAGAUGGAUUUUGCAAUAGACGGCUACGGGCAGGAUAAGGGAGUCCAAUGGCCGCCAUGGCUGAGUAUAAAUCUCUGUUUGGAGCCGACGGCUCUGGCUUCGAACGCUAUUAUGAAAGAUCUCUCUGCCGUGGUGAUUUAUGACAAUGCAUCUCAAUUCACAAAUGUGUAUGCUUUAAAGCAAGGAAAUUUUAAAGAUACGGUCAGCGUCUACAUUCCCAAAAUUAUAUUGACAUCAGAUUCAAAAAGAUACAUGACGCUUUAUUCAAUGAUCACUAAUCUUUUAAUUUACAUGGAACCGGAAAAUGCUGAAUUGCGUAAACAAAUAGAGAAAUGGACAUUAGGAUAUUACCCAGAAGAUGUCUCACAAAUGCAUCGACUAGUUUCAGAAAUUCAUCGAAAUCUGAAAAUGCUUUCAGACAUUGAGAAUGAGUUUUCUUUUAGGAGACCUAUAUUAGAUGAAGCAGAUAAAAUGGAGUUUGACACUGUGCGAAACGAGAGAGCAGACAACCUUUUGCGCCUCUACAUUCUGAUGAGAGUUUUCAGUUCUGGUCUUGGGCCUGCUGAAAACCAGAGUCGCACUCUUCUCUGGAAUGCUCAUUUGAAAGAAACAAUCUUUCAUAUGCUUGAAAGUGAUUCAUCGCCGUUUGUAGAUGUUGCGGUGGCUAAACUUCACUUUCAGAGGGAAGAGUCUUCGAAUGGAUUCAACAAGAGUAGCAUCACAGCUGAAAUGGCACAGGUAUUUCAUCUGCAAAGAAACGCAACGUACAAAAAUGUACUAGGUCCGUAUAUCCCAAACAACAGAUAUUCGAAGUCCGAUGAACAUUUAAUAAAGAUAAGCUGGGUUAUGAAUAGGCCGAUAGGCGGUAUCAAGGUCAUAAAACAUGCUGAGACGAAUUUAGCCGACUUCUCCCUGGGAUUGGAGGAGGAAACUAUUAACCGUCUCAUCGCCUGGCUUGUUCCCAAGGAAGACUUGUCGAUGAAAAUGAACGGGCAGAAAGAACAACAAGAGCAGGCGGACGUGGAAAGCGCUUACGAUGUCGAGCUUGCUGAUGAUUAUAUGAACUUCUCUGGCGAGAAGGGACCAGACCUGCGUGAGAUGGUGCAAAGAUCCGGUGUUUUCUUCAUCAUUGAGAACAUCACGAUCAAUAGCUUCCUUCUCUGCAUAAGCUUCAGGGGCAGAGGCGCAAAGCGUAUGAUUAACGUAACAGAUUUUAUGUUCCAUUUCCCGAAGUUGACGUUCGAGAACCAAACCAUGCGUUUAAUAGAUCUUUUCAUGCAUCUGAGAAAGAUGAUACUCAAAGACAUCAUCAGGCAUGCAGUCAAAUUUCUCGAGACGAAGGUUAGAAAUCAUCCCCCCAAACUCACGGAUGACAUGCCAUUGAAGCAAUUAUCCCGAUAUGAAUCCUAUACUCACGCCGAAGAUUUACAAGAUUAG
Messenger RNA from Torulaspora globosa, 7731 nucleotides. RefSeq names its product Fmp27p (gene FMP27). NCBI's taxonomy places the organism in Eukaryota, Fungi, Ascomycota, Saccharomycetes, Saccharomycetales, Saccharomycetaceae. The transcript has a single exon. The record is from RefSeq and is a predicted model, not a curated record. The coding region runs from base 1 to 7731 and encodes 2576 amino acids.